AUCAGUGAACAUAGUGUUUAAAAAAAAAUAAAAAUAAAAACACUAAUUUCCAGUGUGGACCCGGAAGAGGAACCGGUUUGUGCAGAGGUCACCGAGACCUCGCGGUGGAAGCCGGGACGUCUCCGGCGGACUGUGAGCCUGGUGCCUGGUGCGGAGGAAAGCUGCGUGUCCCCAGUGUCCGCUCCGGUCGCCCGGUUAGGAAUGCGCCUCACGAACCCGGUGUGUGGUCUCCAAUAGUUGACGAAACGCCAGCGGGGAGUGUGGUCUGAGAAGAGUCAUGGUUUGGCAUCGCUUCCUCCAUUAGUAUCUUAGCGUGCAAGCUUGAUUCACCGCUCCGUUGGUUCACAGCUAGGUCGCUAGCCUCAGCCUGUAGCAUAUAAUACCCGGUAUAUCGGGGAGAGGAGGAGGAGGAGGUGGUGGUGGCAGCAGCAGGCGGGGGGCCGGGAGACCGCGACGGGGUGGAAGUGAGUCAGGAGCGGCUGAUGAGUUCAGACCGGAGCGGAGAUCCGCCGCCGCUGCUGCAGGAGGAGGAGGAGGAGGCUGAUCCCGGACCGGAGACCGGGGGGAAGGACGAGGCUCCUCCGGGGAGCGAGGGAGGGUCAGGCGGCAUGGUCACCUCUAAGGGUGCUGGUUUGAACCCAAAUGCCAAGGUGUGGCAGGAGAUGCCUGUGGCCCCCAGCGAGGCUGUCACCAGCAGUUCUCAUUGGCCUCCCUCAGACAUCAGUGAAGGUUAUUCUGAGCCUUCGUCUGCUGGGUGCAAACAGUACACUGUGGGAUUCACGGCCCUGGAUGACGGCAGCUCCACAGCAACAGCUGAGAUAGCAGUAAAUGGAAUGGACCCUCCAGAGUUGGGCUUUUCCCCCGCUGAGUCCACAACCGGGACCUCAGCAGAUUCCAAAACUGAAGAACAGCCCGUCUCCUCCGAGAAUCUACGAGAGUCUCUGAAGAAAGAGCUGGAGUUUUAUUUCUCACGAGAGAACCUCUCGAAGGAUUUGUACCUGAUGUCCCAGAUGGACAGCGAUCAGUUCGUCCCUAUUUGGACUAUAGCCAGCAUGGAAGGUAUCAAGGUCCUCACCACGGACAUGGACCUCAUCCUGGAUGUGUUGAGAUCAUCUCCUAUGGUACAAGUGGACGAGAAGGGAGAGAAAGUGCGUCCUAAUCACAAGCGGUGUAUUAUCAUACUGAGAGAGGUCCCUGAAACCACCCCUGUUGAGGAAGUAGAGUCACUGUUCAAAAAUGACAACUGUCCGAAGGUGAUAAGUGUCGAGUUUGCACACAACAACAACUGGUACAUCACAUUCCAAUCUGACACGGAUGCUCAACAGGCUUACAAGUAUUUGAGAGAGGAAGUAAAAACAUUUCAGGGAAAACCCAUCAUGGCCAGGAUAAAGGCCAUCAACACGUUUUUUGCAAAGAACGGCUACCGUAGCAUGGACAGCAGCCUGUACACUCAGCAGUCCCAGAGCCAGUCCCAGUACAGCUCCCCCCUCUACAUGCAGCACGUCUACCCUCAGCAGCAGUACCCGGUCUACGGCAUCGUACCCCCAACCUGGACACCGUCGCCCACACCGUAUUUUGAAACUCCUCUGGCACCGUUUCCCAACAGCAGCUUUGUGAAUGGCUUUGGCUCGGCUGGACACUACAAAACCAACUCCAGUUCCCUCAACAUCACACGCCCCUUCAACAGAAACCGUGUGCCCCUCUAUUCAAGAAAGAAUGUAAUAAAUGCCUUCAGAAACCACGUGAAGCCCCCGGCGAGGACGGGCGAGGUCGCCCCGGCGUCCAUAACCCCCGUCCCCUUGGAGAGUCUGACCGGCCUGCGCAGUCCGCAGCCUCCCGCUCAGGUUGCUGCGGCGACCACCACUAACCCGGUCCAGACCGCCGCCGACCUGAGCUCGGCCUUCUCGCACCUGUCCUCCUCUUCCUCGUCUUUGGACCCCAGCGAUGACGGCGGCAUUGCGGGACGAGGAAGACGAAGCACAAACUACAGAGGAACACGAAGGAGGCGAGAAGACGAAAGGCUUACGAGGCCUGUGCCGUUAGCGGAUGUCAAGGUUUCUCAGCCCAAGUUCGACUUGGCCGCCACCAAUUUCCCCCCUCUCCCUGGCUGCGUGGUCAGUACGCAGGGGGAGCCAGUGCUAGAAAACCGAAUGUCGGAUGUUGUUCGUGGUUUGUACAGGGACAAGACAGAACAAGCCAAUAAAGAAGCCACUGUGAGCGCAGGUUCAGGCCAGGCCCCAGUCACAGAGGAACCUGUGGCCGUCUCAAGUCCUGCCCUGGCACCAGUGAAGUCUGCUACUCAACCACUCGCACCUUCGGUCCCUGGCAUCCCUCGUCAGGAGAAGAGGGUUGAACGGCCAGAGCCCCCGGCACCUAAAGCAACUCCACGCACACCUGUUCAAACCACCGUCAACUCGUCCCCCUCCACGCAACCGGUGCCUAACUCCAGGCCUCAGCCCCCUGCUGCCUCCACGCCUGCGACCCCCAGCACGCCCGCCCCUGCUACAGCCACCAUGCCCACCCCUGCACAGGAGCCCCGCAAACUCAGCUACGCCGAAGUGUGCCAACGGCCACCCAAGGACCCUCCUCCCCCCGCGGCCCCUGCCCCAGCUUCCUCCGGCACCGCGUCGGGCCAGCCGUUGCGCGAGCUGCGCGUGAACAAGGCUGAGGAGCUGGGCUCCGGCAGUGGUCCCGGAGACAAGCAGGAGAAGGGCCACGACAGGGAGGGGCCGUGGGAGUGCAAGGAGAGCCGGCCCCCGCGCGAACGUGACUCACAAGGCUACUACCGCAGCAACGGCCCCCGAGGCUCCGGGGGCCUCAAGUUCCGGGACCAGAGGCGCCCGCCCCCAGCCCGACGCAGCUCCCCCCAGGGAGGCUACAGGCACACUGGCAAAGAGCAGAAUAUCCCACCAGUAUCGCCAAAGUAAAAAAAAAGAAAAAGAAAAAAAAACUUGAUAUGAGUAGAAAAAAAAGAUGUAUGAAUAUAUACAUGGAUAUAUAUAAUUAUAUAAAAAUGAAUAACAUAAAAGCAACAACAUUAUGGUAGCCGCCUUUUCCCCCCCUGGAACUUGUCCAAAGAAAAGCUUUUAAAUGACAAUGAGACUGUGACAACCAGGACUCGAGGGCAAAGUGACAACUGAAGAACUUUGACGAGUGAUUGGAAAAGGAAACGGGGAAAUAAUAAAAAAAAAAAAAUCUUGUUCUGGCCUCCGGCAUUAUGCUUAAAAGAAUUUAAGUGCGAUUUCUCUGGAGGCCAUUCAUUUACGCUCUGCUAGGGAGAGGUGGGAUGCUGGGCCGCGUACCGGGCCCUCUACCUUUUUUCGUUUAAUUUUAAAAAGAAUAGAUGUUGGUCUGCAAGAACAAUAUGCACUAAGAAGAAAAGAACAUGCAUAUAUGUCAUGUACAUAUACAAAGAUAUCACUAACACGCAACGAGACAUCAGUUUGUUUUUUUUUCUUGUGUGCUUAGGUUUGCAAGUAUGACUGAAGGGUUGACUGAUGUCCAUGUAUGCAUUGAUUGUUAAGCAAAAUGAUUGAAGUGCUACAUAGUGCUGUCGCACUGUUGUAAUGAAAACGGAUGAUUUUUACAUCAGAGAUUCAGAAUCAUUGUCCCCAAAAAAAAAAACUGGACGGUGUGAUCUUCUAAUGUAUAUUAAUCAAAUGUGUUCUAUGGUGGUAUUUUGAUCCUGGUUCGUGAUCGGCUUAAACGCCGUCAGAUAUAAGAAGCUGUUGAUGUACGCCGCAGUCAGAUGUGUGGUUUUGUUUGAAGCCGAAAAAAUACGCUUUGGGGGUGCUCGCCGACUUCGGUGAACCUGCUAGCCUGGUCCAAAGUUUUUCAUGUUGAGUUGUAUCUCUUUCUAUCUGAAGUGUUUUGGGUCUGCCCACUCCAAUGGAUUCAGAGCAUUAUCACGUUGAUAAUCAGUCAGGUUUUUUGUUUACAUGUUUGUUUGGGUAGUAGGUUGUUUUUGUUUUGUUGUUUUUUUUUUUUGUUUUUUUUGUUUUCUUUUUUCAUGAGGAUUUAAAGAAAAUAAUAAAGAGUGGUUAGGUUAAUACUAAGAUUUGACUGUUCAGUUCGCCUGGUGGUUUAGGUGAGUUUUGGCUUUUUCUACAUCAUCACAGGAUAUCCAGGUUAAGCUUAUAUCUGUGAAUUGUUCUAAACAAAGGACGUACAAAAAUAGUGAGUGGUGCCGUUAGCUUGAGGAUGAUAGCGAUGUGACAUCUGGCAGCCAAGUCGUGGGUAUAAAUAAAAAAAAAUUGGAACAUUUUCACGUGCUAUGUGCCAGCUGCCUACGAUCAUAGCCUGCUAGGAUUUUAUUUUUGUUGAAGAGGUCUGCUAAAUAACGUAGUCUUGGGGAAACUUUCGGCCCAGUAAAACUGGAUUUUGAAGAAGCUGUAGAGGUGUAGUUGCCUAUGCUAUAUUGUAAUAACCCUUCACUAGAAAUGUAUGCGGGAGAAUGUAAUUGUUCUAGUCAUGAAUUAACGGAGGGAAGCUUUCGACAGCAGGUAUCCGCCAGAUUGUUUUGUGCGUUUAGGGUGAGUUUGCUGAUUUUUAUUUUCCUUUUUGUUUUUUUUCCUCUUAAUUUCCUUUUUUUUUUUUUUUUUUUUUUAACUUUUGAAAAACAAACAGGUUGACUUAGAAUUUGAAGUUUGACUCACUGUAUGUAUUUGCUUUUUAAAAAUUUAUUUAUUUUAAUUCUAAUGCGCAACGCUUUUUUCUCCCAAUCUUGGUAGGCUGGUUUCCCCAAAGUUGUGUGAAAUCGCAUUGGCAAAAUAAAAUCACGCAUAUGACAUUUAUACACUGAUCGAGAUGUCAGCUGAGAGAAAAAUACUUGAUGCAUCGGGUUUAGUAAUGCAGUAAACGAGUAUCAAAUCACUGGGGCUGUUUAUUUUUAUUUUUUUUUUUUUUCCAUUAAUGAGUAUGAGCAGCUAGUGAUUUAGUAUAAUUAAAUAAAUGCACUAACUUGUUUUUAAAAAGGAUCUUACUCAUGAGUAAUGUGAAAUCAUUUUAGAAGCAUAUGGUUGAUGUUGACAGGCUUGCAAGUACCUACAGGAAUUGCUCUCCAUAUGUUUGCGUUCUUUUUCUGUUAAUUUCGGUUUGGGGUGGCAAAAAAGGAAAUGUAGAAAUGGAUCAACCAAGUGUUUGAGACACAAUCUUAGAACUGUAUGAAAUGUCACCAAAAAUAAAUUAUUUUGAUUUGGC
Messenger RNA from Mugil cephalus (flathead mullet), 5199 nucleotides. It is a transcript of the gene larp4aa, whose product is annotated as la-related protein 4. Gene Ontology annotation, biological process: positive regulation of translation. The record is from RefSeq and is a predicted model, not a curated record. Bases 483 to 2927 code for a protein of 814 amino acids. Gene Ontology annotation, molecular function: mRNA 3'-UTR binding. NCBI's taxonomy places the organism in Eukaryota, Metazoa, Chordata, Actinopteri, Mugiliformes, Mugilidae. The transcript is spliced from 17 exons. Gene Ontology annotation, cellular component: cytosol; cytoplasmic stress granule.